Chanos chanos (milkfish) is the source of this 1794-nucleotide messenger RNA. It is a transcript of the gene parpbp, whose product is annotated as PARP1 binding protein. The transcript has 10 exons. The record is from RefSeq and is a predicted model, not a curated record. NCBI's taxonomy places the organism in Eukaryota, Metazoa, Chordata, Actinopteri, Gonorynchiformes, Chanidae. Gene Ontology annotation, cellular component: chromatin. Gene Ontology annotation, biological process: negative regulation of double-strand break repair via homologous recombination. Bases 1 to 1794 code for a protein of 597 amino acids.
AUGAUGGCCACGCUUAAGGGAGGUAUGAAAACAAUAGUUAGGAUCUUCAGAAGAGAGUGCCACCGGGUUUUUGAGUCCGAGAGAGUUACUGUCCGGGGAGCUGACGAUAUGCUGCUUGCUCUACAGCUUGCUAUUGCAGAAGUUAACAAAAAGGAACGAGGGGACUUUUCUGUGGCUCUCAGUGAACUUUUGGAAACCUGGAAAUGCUUACUAUUGGACAAGCUCAAAUUGUCCCAGCAUGAUGCCAUGCGUCCAGAUAACUAUGAUCUAGUCCAGAAAGAGUACAACACCUCCAUGAAGCGCUCUAACACGGUGGACCUGAUAGAUGUCUAUAUGAUGUACAGUCAGCUGAGAGGGGAUUCUGACCAAGAGGAACCUCUGACUGCAUUGCAGCUGUUUGAGUUUCUGUCUGGUCACACGGAGACCACUGAGAAGACAGACACUGUAGCUCUGGGCUCUGCAACUCCAUCCAACAAACCUAGAGCCUGCAAAUCACAGGUGCAGAGGGUAGUUAAGAGACUCUUCUGCUCCUACCUGAACCUGCUGGUGAACUCCAACAAUGACAUGGCCGUCACACACACGCUUAACAUCCCUGGUCGUUCACUGGGACAUGCUGCUUUCACUGACCUGAAACAUGCAGCGCAAGCCAACAACACCUCUCUGUUCUUGGCUUUGACCUCGUUCAUUCGGGCUAUUCAGCUUGGUGGGAAAGGCUAUGCACCCCCUGAAUCAGACCCCCUCAGGAAACAUUUGAAGGGUCUGUCUGACUUUGUCCAUUUCUGUGAUCAGCUAGAAGAGAUUGUUGGAGAAAGCACUGACCCCAGCAUGGCAGGUGCCAGGCUGACAUCCUGUGUUCGGACUGCGUUGGUGAAGGGGCGGAGCAGUGGGGACAUGGUGUGUGAGGUAGUAGAGGCCACAGCAGCAGAACUGAGAGAGAGAAUCAGUCAGAUACACAGUUCACUAAAAAACAGCAGCACUGGGACAGGAAUCAGCCCAGCCAGGCCUAGAGCAUAUGCCAUUAACCACGCCACUGCCUAUGGGGGUAGAGAGGUGGUUAAGGUACUUCUGUGUCUUUUGGAUGAGGAGGCAUUGGCACCCCCCUGUAGGAGCAAAGCACAGCUACUCUGUGAAGACCAGAAUGUUCUAAGUGAGACUGAUGGUCCAUGCCUUCUUACACUCUACAGGUCCCCUGAAGCUCCCUCUGGCUGCUCUCCAGAGCCCUUACGGGAACGCGUUUCAACUCAGCAAGAACAUAUCAAGUCCAAGGUGAGGCAGAAAGUGAUCCGUUCCCAGUUUGCAUGCACUUAUCAGGAAGAGGAGACGCUACCCUUGAACCGCAUCUUAGACUUCAGUGGCAGCCAGCUACCAAGCUGCAAGCACCCUGCACCCAAACACGGAGACGACAUUGGCACCACCACCAAGGAACAGCAGUCCACGGGGUCACAGCUCAGGCUCAUAGUGGAGGCGAGCGAGGAAGCAAUGGCAUUGAAUUGUGGGGGAGAGCGCCACAGAUCUGUGCUGGAGCAGCAGAGUGGUAACAGGCUGAAGAUGGGGGCGAGAGGGGAGGCAAAGACAGCCACACAUUCACAAAGAGGAACCAAGACCUCUAAAAGCUGUAAGAGGAAACAGUCAAACAGAGAUGCUCUUGAACAGAUUGGUGAGGAGAACCAGCCCCCCCAGAAGAGACCCCCUGCCAAAGCUACCUGUGGAGCCAUGAGCAAGAGAAACCACAAAGCUCCAAACAAGAAGCUUAUUCCUGGCCAAUGCAAACUGACAAGCUUUUUCAGACUCUAA